Molecule: messenger RNA, 704 nt
Organism: Cebus imitator (Panamanian white-faced capuchin)
Lineage: Eukaryota; Metazoa; Chordata; Mammalia; Primates; Cebidae
Product: probable ribosome biogenesis protein RLP24
Exons: 1
Coding region: 49-552 (167 amino acids)
Biological process (GO): ribosomal large subunit biogenesis; translation
Cellular component (GO): ribosome; nucleolus
Molecular function (GO): structural constituent of ribosome
Source: RefSeq, a predicted model, not a curated record
UCCUCCGAAGCUUGGCGUUUCGUCAGUGGGGACCCACGCGGCUUCAGCAUGCGUAUCGAGAAGUGUUAUUUCUGUUCCGGGCCCAUCUACCCUGGCCACGGCAUGAUGUUCGUACGCAACGAUUGCAAGGUGUUCAGAUUUUGUAAAUCUAAAUGUCAUAAAAACUUUAAAAAGAAGCGCAAUCCUCGCAAAGUUAGGUGGACCAAAGCUUUCCGGAAAGCAGCUGGUAAAGAGCUUACAGUGGAUAAUUCAUUUGAAUUUGAAAAGCGUAGAAAUGAACCUAUCAAAUACCAGCGAGAGCUAUGGAAUAAAACUAUUGAUGCAAUGAAGAGAGUUGAAGAGAUCAAACAGAAACGCCAAGCUAAAUUUAUAAUGAACAGACUGAAGAAAAAUAAAGAGCUACAGAAAGUUCAGGAUAUCAAAGAAGUCAAGCAAAACAUCCAUCUUAUCCGAGCCCCUCUUGCAGGCAAAGGGAAGCAUUUGGAAGAGAAAAUGGUACAGCAGUUGCAAGAGGAUGUGGAUAUGGAAGACGCUUCUUUAAAAUCUCUGUAACCAUUUCUUUUAUGUGCAUUUGAAAAUGCCCUUUGGACACUUGGAACUGCUAAAUUAUUAGUUUAUUUUUUACAUAAGGUUACUUAAAUGAAAAGUGAUUAAAAUAUAUCUUUUCUACAUUGCCAUCUAUAAAACAUCAGAUAUUACUGAUG